AUGACCUUUCCAAUUUUUUUUAACUCACUUGAUGUAUUAACUAUUAAUGAAUGUCAGUUUAAUGUUGAAUCGUUUGAUUCAUUUAAUUCGUUAGAAAAACUUGUUAAAUACAAAAAAUUAGCUUUUGAAUUCCCAUCAAAGUACUUUUCUGAUGCUGUUACAAACGAUAUUAACAACACUGAGAACGUUGAUAUUUUAAUUAAUUUGUGUGAAAAAAUGAUGGAAAUUCUUUCAAAACUACUUCCUCUCGUUAGUAUUGGAAGAUGUGUUAUAUUAGUAUACAAAUCCUUAUAUGAAGUACAUUCAUCAAAAUGUAUUACAUGGGAAACACUCCAAGAUAUAAGUCAGAAUUUCAAUGAUCUUCGUGCAUCUCUUGAAUUAUUUAACAAAAACAACUUCUUUAUACAAAUGGGACCAGACAAAGUGAAUUUCUCAUCGAAAAUAUUUGGAAACACCGCAAUUAUAAAUUCCAUUGAAAAGAAAGACGAGCACAAAGUUGAAUACAAAUUUUCACAACAAAAUAAGCAGAUUGAGGAAUUGGAGAAAGAACUCAAAAAGUUCCAAAACAACGAAAAAGAAAAAGAAACACAAAUAGAAACUCUAAAAAUAGAAAUAGAACAAUUGAAAUGUGAAAAUAAUGAAUAUUUUCUAAUGCAUCAAAAAAUGAAUAUUGAAAAAGUCGAAAUUGAAAAAAUCAAAUAUGAUAAUCAACAUUUAAACGAUUGUUUAGAACAAGUCACACAACGACUCGAUCAAUUGCAGUUAGAUUUGAAUAAUAAAAACCAAGAACUUGAAAAUUGUAAAACAGAAAAUAGCCAAAAUAAACAAAUCAUUGAACAACUCAAUACUAAUAGUUCCCAGCAACAAUUGCUUAUUGAAGAAUUAAAGAAACAAAUUUCCAAACCUCAAAACGACUCAACUGAUAACGAUAAAGAAAUUCAAAUUGAAACUUUAAAAAUGAGUUUAGAAGAACAAUCACAAAAAAUGAAAAAAAACGAAAAGGAUACCAUUCUCACCGAAUCCGUAGAAAUCAAAGCGCCUCAAUUGCUUUUCUUAAGCGGUGGGAAAUUCUCAGUAGAUGUCCAUGGAACUGUUAUUGAAUUUGAUAUGCCAGCAUUUGCUACAGCCCCCGUCAUAUAUCAAAUUGAAGGUGUUGGAGAAGUCAAUGGAAAAGGUGGACAAAAGUAUGAAUUAAAAGUAUUGAUGGAAGACGAAAAUGAUAGUGUUAUAGAUGGGACUAAUCUGGUGAAAACUAUUUAUGUACCAAAACAGUUUGAAGGGCAAAGAGUAAAUUUACCACUUCAGAUAUUAGACUUU
Molecule: messenger RNA, 1317 nt
Organism: Entamoeba invadens IP1
Lineage: Eukaryota; Evosea; Mastigamoebida; Endamoebidae
Exons: 3
Source: RefSeq, a predicted model, not a curated record